AAGCCCGGGUCCUGGGUGCGCCAGGCGUUCCCCACGCGGGUGGCGGGCUGCCCGUUCCCAGGCCCACCCGGCGGCGGCUCUCCGUGGGGCUCCGCGUGGAACCCGCUCCUGCCCGGCAUGAACCGCUACCUCCUGCCGCUGUCCGUGCUGGGCACGGUGGCGGGGGGCGCGGUGCUGCUCCGAGACUACGUUGCCGGAGGGUCCUGUCCCAGCAAGGCCACCAUUCCUGGGAAGACUGUCAUUGUGACCGGCGCCAACACGGGCAUCGGGAAGCAGACCGCCUUGGAGCUGGCCAAAAGAGGAGGCAACGUCAUUCUGGCCUGUCGGGACAUGGAGAAGUGUGAGGCUGCAGCAAAGGACAUCCGCCGGGAGACCCUUAAUCACCACGUCAACGCCCGGCACCUGGACUUGGCCUCCCUCAAGUCCGUCCGAGAGUUUGCGGCGAAGAUCAUUGAAGAGGAGGAGCACGUGCACAUCCUGGUCAACAACGCGGCCGUGAUGCGGUGCCCCCACUGGACCACCGAGGACGGCUUUGAGAUGCAGUUUGGCGUUAACCACCUGGGUCACUUUCUUCUGACAAACCUGCUGCUCGACAAGCUGAAAGCCUCGGCCCCCUCACGGGUCAUCAACCUCUCGUCCCUGGCGCACGUCGCGGGGCACAUAGACUUCGAGGACUUGAACUGGGAGAAGAGGAAGUACGACACCAAAGCGGCUUACUGCCAGAGCAAGCUGGCCGUCCUCCUGUUCACCAAGGAGCUGAGCCGGCGGCUGCAGGGCACGGGCGUGACUGCCAAUGCUCUGCACCCCGGCGUGGCCAGGACGGAGCUGGGCAGACACACAGGCAUGCACAGCUCUGCCUUCUCCAGCUUCACCCUCGGGCCCAUCUUCUGGCUGCUGGUCAAGAGCCCCCAGCUGGCAGCCCAGCCCAGCGCGUACCUGGCCGUGGCAGAGGAACUGGAGGGCGUUUCUGGAAAGUACUUCGAUGGACUCAAAGAGAAGGCUCCAGCCCCUGAAGCUGAGGAUGAGGAGGUAGCCCGGAGGCUUUGGGCUGAAAGUGCCCGCCUGGUGGGCCUGGAGAUGUCCCGUGGCUCCUCUGUGAGGGGACAGCCGCUCCCCGAAUAGCUUCUGGGAGCAGGUGUGAAAAUCACGGGAGAGGCUGAAUUCCCAGGAUGCCGCAUCCAGACCAAGGCUGGCUGCUCUGUCUGCAGCACCCUCUAGGUGGCAGUGUUGGCCAAGGAAUUCUGGCUGCCGAACCUACGUCACCCUCUAGGUGGCGCUGUUGGUCAAGGAAUGUUGACUGCCAUGUCCUCGUCACCCUCUAGGUGUAGCAUGGACACCACAGGAGCCCUAAGGCCCACGAGUGCUGGUGCUCCUGCCCGCAGCACCCCCUAGAAGGCGUUAUCGCUCCAGGAACGCUGGCUGCUAUGCCCACACCAUCCGGAAGGGGUCACUAGUGGCUCGUCUCUCUUCUCAAGCACAGCAGACCCGGCUGCAGGUGCACACCUGGCCCACUGGCCGGCAGGUGCGCGGGGCCACCUGCCUUGUGCAUGUCACUGGUAACUGCUGAGGGAGGAGUCCGCUCCUUCUGGUGUGGCCGUGGCAGGAGAGCCCGUGGUGUCCACGGUGCAGAACUGUGUGGCCAAUGGAAAAGCGGUCAGCCAGCAGGGUCAAGUUCAUGGUUCCCCAUGGGACCACACACACCCUCAGCACCUCUCUGAGCCUCGGUUUCUCCCACUGUAGAAUGUGCAGAAUAACUUGACGGCCUCACAGGAUGGUACAGUGGUGAAGGGUUCUCACCCAGCUCGGUGAAUGGCAGCUGUGCAUUCCUUGCUGGCACCACAAAGCUCAGUAAUCAAGAUCCAGAUACGUUAUAAAAAAAAAAAAAAGUAAGAAAAGGUGACAGUCGAGGUACUCGGG
Molecule: messenger RNA, 1917 nt
Organism: Suricata suricatta (meerkat)
Lineage: Eukaryota; Metazoa; Chordata; Mammalia; Carnivora; Herpestidae
Gene: RDH13
Product: retinol dehydrogenase 13
Exons: 7
Coding region: 118-1122 (334 amino acids)
Molecular function (GO): oxidoreductase activity
Source: RefSeq, a predicted model, not a curated record